Recurvomyces mirabilis is the source of this 6456-nucleotide messenger RNA. It is a transcript of the gene GLT1, whose product is annotated as glutamate synthase [NADH]. The transcript is spliced from 4 exons. The record is from RefSeq and is a predicted model, not a curated record. Lineage: Eukaryota; Fungi; Ascomycota; Dothideomycetes; Mycosphaerellales; Teratosphaeriaceae. Bases 1 to 6456 code for a protein of 2151 amino acids. Gene Ontology annotation, molecular function: iron ion binding; iron-sulfur cluster binding; glutamate synthase (NADH) activity.
AUGGGUCGAGUCUCGUUCGCCGACAAUGUAGAAGAGCGACGCAUCGAAGAGAUUGAGGAAAGCGAACAGGAACCGUAUAGCGUGUACGAAUACCAGGAUGGACCCGAGAACAAGUCCUGGGCUGGUGCCCUGCCUAUGAAGCAGGGUCUCUAUGACCCAUCCCUCGAGAAAGAUGCUUGUGGUGUGGGCUUCGCUGCUCAUAUCAAGGGCAAGCCGAGCCACAAGAUCGUCACAGAUGCACGAAGCCUCCUUUGCAACAUGACCCACCGCGGUGCAGUCGGAUCAGAUGCACGAGACGGAGAUGGCGCUGGCGUCAUGACUUCUCUGCCACACAAAUUCUUCGUGAAGAAUUUUGAGCGUGAGCAGGGCAUCAAGUUGCCAGCUCUCGGCAAAUACGCUGCCGGUAAUCUUUUCUUCAAGCCAGAGGAAGAGGCGCUCAAGGAUACACUCGACACAUUCGAAGACAUUGCGAGCCAGCUCGAUCUUCGAGUCCUCGGGUGGCGUGAGGUGCCAAAGGACAGCACUCUUCUCGGUCCUGCUGCGAAGUCUCGAGAGCCCAUCAUCCUCCAGCCGUUCGUGGUGCUCAAGUCCGCAUACGGCGAGGGCAAAGAGCCCAAGGCGGACUUUGAUGAAGCAUACAAUGAGCAGCAAUUCGAGAAGCAGCUGUACAUACUUCGAAAGCGCGCGACACACACCAUUGGCCUGCACAACUGGUUCUACCUCUGCUCACUGAGCAAUAAAAACAUCGUAUACAAGGGACAAUUGUCACCCGUGCAGGUCUACGACUACUUUCACGACUUGGUGAACGUCGAUUACGAAGCGCAUUUCGCCCUCGUGCAUUCGCGUUUCUCCACCAAUACUUUCCCAUCUUGGGACAGAGCCCAGCCACUCCGAUGGGCAGCACACAACGGAGAGAUCAAUACGCUUCGAGGCAACAAGAACUGGAUGCGUGCUAGAGAGGGCGUGCUCAAGUCUGAAUUCUUCGGCGAUGCGUUGGAGAGUCUCUACCCAAUCAUUGAAGACGGCGGUUCGGACUCUGCAGCCUUCGACAAUGUCUUGGAACUGUUGACCAUCAACGGCGUGCUCUCGCUACCAGAGGCUGUCAUGCUCAUGGUGCCAGAAGCUUGGGAGGGAAACGACACCAUCGACCCAGCCAAGCGUGCGUUCUACGAAUGGGCUGCUUGUAUGAUGGAGCCUUGGGACGGACCCGCACUCUUCACGUUCUCGGAUGGCCGAUACUGCGGUGCGAACCUGGACCGAAACGGUCUCCGCCCAUGCAGAUACUACGUGCUUGACGACGAUCGCAUCAUCUGCGCUUCCGAGGUCGGCACGAUCAAGAUCGACCCGUCCACUGUUGUUCAGAAAGGUCGACUUCAGCCUGGUCGCAUGUUGCUGGUCGAUACAGUAGCCGGCAGGAUCAUUGAUGAUGCCGAGUUGAAGAAGACUGUGGCGACCCGAAAGGAUUUCAGGUCAUGGCUCGACUCGCAGCUGCUCGAGAUGCCCAAGGUGCACGCAAAGCUAGCCGCCAAAGGUGUGGAUCUCGCGCAAGUGGUCACCAAAGACACUGUACAGGAUGACCCACGCUUCAAGGCUUUUGGCUACUCCCUGGAGCAAGUCACUUUGGUGCUGGCUCCUAUGGCAGCCGAUUCGAAAGAAGCUCUUGGCUCCAUGGGCAACGAUGCGCCGUUAGCAUGCUUGGCAAGCCAGCCACGUCUGCUCUUUGAGUAUUUCCGUCAGCUCUUUGCUCAGGUCACCAACCCACCUAUCGAUCCUAUCCGAGAGUCUGUGGUCAUGUCUCUUGGCUCCUACGUCGGACCCCAGGGCAAUUUGCUCGAGAUGAACAAGGAGCAAUGCCAGAGACUUUACCUACCUUCGCCAAUACUGGCUGUGGAGGAGUUCAAUGCACUCGUCAACAUUAAGCAGAUACAGUCGAGCUGGAGCGUAGCCACUGUCGAUAUCACCUUCCCCAAGUCCGAGGGCAUUGCUGGCUACCUGAACGCGCUGGACCACAUCAACCAAGCUGCGACAGAUGCCAUUGAGCGUGGUGACCGAAUCAUCAUUCUAUCUGACCGCAAGACUUCGAACGAGCGUGUUGCUGUCUCUUCUCUGCUAGCCACUGGAAUGGUCCACCAUCACCUCGUCCGUAACAGAUGGCGUGCCCAGGCUGCCCUGAUAGUCGAGACUGCCGAAGCUCGUGAGGUGCAUCACAUGUGUGUCUUGGUCGGCUAUGGUGCAGAUGCCAUCUGCCCAUACCUCGCGAUCGAGUGUAUCCUUAAGCUCCACCGCGAGGGUCUGAUUCGCAAGAAGAUGACACCCGAAGAGCUCAUUGGUAACUACAAGCACUCUUGCGAUGGUGGUAUCCUGAAAGUGAUGAGCAAGAUGGGUAUUUCUACGCUGCAGUCAUACAAGGGAGCUCAAAUCUUCGAAGCUCUUGGUGUUGACGACAGCGUUGUUGACCGCUGCUUCACCGGCACUGCGACCCGCAUUCGUGGUAUGACAUUCGACUUGAUUGCUCAGGAUGCCUUUGCGCUUCACGAGAGGGGUUUCCCCAGCCGACACAUCAAGGAGAUUCCGGGCUUGUCUGAAACUGGAGAAUAUCACUGGCGUGAUGGUGGCGAGGCUCACAUCAACGACCCCACCUCGAUCGCCAACAUUCAGGACGCCGUUCGCACCAAGAACGACAAGUCUUACGAGGCGUACUCGAAGUCCGAGUACGAGCAGAUCAAAAACUGCACACUCCGAGGGCUGCUUGACUUCGAGUUUGAGGCUCGCAACCCCAUCCCAAUCGAGCAGGUUGAGCCAUGGACCGAGAUCGUGCGCCGAUUUGUCACUGGCGCUAUGUCUUAUGGGUCCAUCUCCAUGGAGGCUCAUUCGACGCUCGCCGUGGCCAUGAACAGACUUGGUGGCAAGUCCAACACCGGUGAGGGUGGCGAAGACCCAGAGCGCAGUCUGCCAAUGGACAAUGGCGACACUAUGCGCUCAGCGAUCAAGCAGAUUGCUUCAGGCCGCUUUGGUGUCACCAGCAACUACCUUGCUGAUGCCGACGAGCUUCAGAUCAAGAUGGCUCAGGGUGCCAAGCCCGGUGAGGGAGGUGAGUUGCCAGGUCACAAGGUCUCGGAGCCCAUCGCACGCACUAGGCACUCUACACCAGGUGUUGGUUUGAUCUCGCCCCCACCACAUCACGACAUCUACUCGAUCGAGGAUUUGAAGCAGCUCAUCUACGACCUGAAGUGCUCGAACCCACGUGCGCGUGUAUCGGUCAAGCUGGUCUCCGAGACUGGUGUCGGCAUCGUCGCAUCUGGUGUGGCCAAGGCCAAGGCCGACCACAUUCUCAUCUCCGGCCACGAUGGUGGUACUGGUGCCUCCCGAUGGACUGGUAUCAAGUACGCUGGUUUGCCUUGGGAAUUGGGUCUUGCUGAGACUCAUCAAACGCUCGUGCUCAACGAUCUCCGUGGUCGUGUUGUGGUACAGACUGACGGCCAGAUUCGUACUGGACGUGACAUCGCUAUGGCUUGUCUGCUUGGUGCCGAAGAGUUUGGGUUCGCUACUACGCCCUUGAUCGCCAUGGGCUGCAUUAUGAUGCGGAAGUGCCACCUCAACACUUGCCCGGUGGGCAUUGCAUCUCAAGAUCCCGAGCUUCGCAAGAAGUUCAAAGGUACUCCGGAGCACGUCAUCAACUUCUUCUACUACCUCUCGAACGAGCUACGUGCUAUCAUGGCUAAGCUGGGCUUCCGCACUGUCAACGAGAUGGUCGGGCGCACGGAAGUAUUGAAGGUUCGUGAGGACUUGCGCAACGCAAAGACUGAGAACAUCGACCUGUCUCUUAUCCUCACCCCAGCGCACACCCUUCGGUCUGGUGUGGCAACCUACAACGUUCGCAAGCAGGACCAUAGACUGCACGUUCGUCUUGAUAACAAGCUCAUCGCAGAGUCUGAGACGGCCUUGGAGAAGGGUCUACCAUGUCGCAUCGAGUGCGACAUCGUCAAUACUGACCGUGCUCUUGGUGCUACUCUUUCUUACCAGAUCAGCAAGCGUUAUGGCGAGAAGGGCCUACCGCAGGACACUAUCCAUGCAAACAUCAGAGGUUCAGCUGGUCAGUCGUUCGGCGCCAUGCUGGCUCCUGGAGUGACUCUCGAGCUUGAGGGCGAUGCCAACGAUUACGUCGGGAAGAUGCUCUCCGGUGGACGCCUUAUCGUCUACCCACCACGAUCGGCUGUCUACAAGGCCGAGGAGAACAUCAUCAUUGGCAAUGUCUGCUUAUACGGUGCUACAAGUGGAACAUGCUUCUUCCGUGGUGUGGCUGCCGAGCGUUUCGCUGUACGGAACUCUGGUGCCACUGCCGUUGUCGAAGGUGUCGGUGAUCAUGGCUGCGAGUACAUGACUGGUGGUCGUGUCAUCGUCCUUGGCAGCACUGGUCGCAACUUUGCGGCCGGUAUGUCUGGUGGUAUCGCAUACGUCCUUGAUAUACACCACGACUUUGAGGGUAAGGUCAACACCGAAAUGGUCGAGCUUUCCGGUGUCGAAGAUCCUCAGGAGAUCGCAUUCCUACGCGGUCUCAUUGAGGACCACCACCACUACACUGGCUCUGAGCUAGCAGCGCGCGUUCUUCUCGACUUUACUCGCGCUCUGCCUCGCUUCGUGAAGGUCUUGCCCACCGACUACAAGCGCGUCAUGGCGGAGAAUGCCGCCAAGGAGGCUGAGGCGAAGAAGAACCAGUAUCCUCUCCCCAUCCUGCCCGGUAACGCUGUACGGGACCUGCAUCAAGACUCACUGAAGGCAGAACACGCAAAGGAGGCUAAGGAGCACAAGAAGAACGAGCUGAUGGACAUUGAAGAGAGUGUCCAAGACGAUAAGGCUGAGAAGAAGAGGUCUCAGCUUGUCUUGGACAAGACCCGCGGGUUCAUGAAGUACCAGCGCCGCAAGGAGACUUACCGCAGCGCAAAGACCCGUACCCGUGACUGGGGUGAGCUGUCUUCUCGUCUGAACGAGGAUGAGCUCAAAUAUCAGGCAGCCCGCUGCAUGGACUGUGGUGUGCCAUUCUGCCAGUCUGACACCGGCUGCCCCAUCAGCAACAUCAUUCCCAAAUGGAACGAAUUAAUCUUCCAGGCAAGUGCCGCGCCCAACCAAUGGCAAGAUGCUCUCAAUAGGCUGCUCAUGACCAACAACUUCCCAGAAUUCACUGGACGUGUAUGCCCGGCUCCUUGCGAGGGCGCCUGUGUGCUCGGCAUCAAUGAGGACCCUGUCGGGAUCAAGUCCAUCGAGUGCGCCAUCAUCGAUCGUGGAUUCGAGAUGGGCUGGAUGGUACCGACACCACCUACCCACCGAACUGGCAAGAACGUGGCCGUCAUUGGAUCUGGUCCAUCUGGUCUUGCUUGCGCCGAUCAACUCAACAAGUGUGGCCACUCCGUCACCGUUUACGAACGAUCGGACCGGAUUGGUGGUCUGCUCAUGUAUGGUAUUCCCAACAUGAAGCUUGACAAGAAUGUCGUGCAACGCCGUGUCGACUUUAUGGCCGAUGAGGGCAUCAAGUUCCAGCCAAGCACAUUCAUUGGUGAGGGCGAUAUCACACUGGACACUCUGCGUGAGAGCAAUGAUGCUGUUGUCAUUGCCACUGGAGCAACAGUCCCGCGUGACUUGCCCAUCCCGAACCGCAACAUCAAUGGCAUCCACAUGGCCAUGCAGUUCCUGCACAAGAACACCAAGGCUCUGCUGGACUCUGGACUCGAGAAUGGCGCAUACAUAUCCGCCAAGGACAAGCACGUUGUUGUCAUUGGUGGCGGUGACACUGGUAACGACUGCAUCGGUACGUCCGUUCGUCAUGGUGCCAAGUCUGUCAUCAACUUCGAGUUGCUGCCACAGCCACCUGCCGAGCGUGCCCGCGACAAUCCAUGGCCUCAGUGGCCUCGCAUCUACCGUGUCGACUACGGUCACACCGAGGUCAAGACUCACAUGGGCCGCGAUCCUCGCGAGUACUGCGUCAUGUCCACCGACUUUGUGGACGAUGGCGAAGGUAACGUCAAGGGCAUCAACACUAUCCGUGUUGAAUGGACCAAGACCUCCACCGGUGGCUGGGACAUGAAGAAGCUGGAGGGCACCGAGGAGUUCUUCCCUGCUGACCUUGUCCUUCUUUCCAUGGGUUUCUUGGGCCCAGAGGACAAAGUCAUGGGUGGCAAGAUUGAUAAGGAUCCGCGCAAGAACAUCAAGACCCCACCAGGUCACUACAACACCAACCUCGAGGGCGUAUUCGCUGCCGGUGAUUGCCGUCGUGGACAGUCUCUUAUCGUCUGGGGUAUCAACGAAGGUCGCAUGGCUGCUCGUGACGUCGACGCCUUCCUCACCGGUACCGGUUCCGCCCUGCCAGUCACAGGUGGCAUCGUCAAACGCCCACCCUACGAGUUCCUCCACGGUGCGAAGGAGAACGGGCAGCCCUCGGAGCUCGUCUCAGCUGCCGCCUAA